Molecule: messenger RNA, 1500 nt
Organism: Sphaerulina musiva SO2202
Lineage: Eukaryota; Fungi; Ascomycota; Dothideomycetes; Mycosphaerellales; Mycosphaerellaceae
Product: kinase-like protein
Exons: 4
Coding region: 165-1367 (400 amino acids)
Biological process (GO): regulation of mRNA processing; spliceosomal complex assembly; protein phosphorylation
Molecular function (GO): protein kinase activity; ATP binding
Source: RefSeq, a predicted model, not a curated record
AGCGUUUGAGCGAAAGCAUGCGUGCCAUCAGGAUCAUUUCUCGACUUCGCCACCAAUGCCUCCAGCCAGAACAGGUAUACCAAUCGUCCCUAAUAGCAGCACGCCUUCCACCUCGACGUGCACUUGUCACCACAUGUGCACGACCUUGCCCCCAUAAUUCGACAAUGGAUUGGUCUACACAUCGUUGUGACAUUAAUGCCGAACCUCUACAUCGCUACCAACGAGGUGGCUAUCAUCCUGUUCACUUAGGAGAUUGUUUAGGCCACAAUGACAGAUACAAGAUUUUGCACAAAUUAGGAUGGGGUGGAUACUCGACCGUGUGGGCUGCACGCGAUAUGAGUAACCAAACGUACGUUGCUAUCAAGAUAUCGGUGUCGGAGCCACAAGGUCAGAAUCGAGAAUCUACCGUUUUGCAAACUAUCGCGACUGCACACGCAAACCAGCCUGGUUACCAAUAUCUGAUGACGAUGACGGAUUUCUUCGAGAUCAGUGGCCCCAAUGGAAAGCACGAAUGCCUCGUGCUGGAGUUUCUAGGACCAAGUGUAGCCGAUUACCUCGACGCGCAUUCCCUCGACGAAAGGCUUCCCGGAGUGCUCGCGAAAAGUGUUGUGAAACAAGCUUUGCUCGGUCUGUCCUUCCUUCACGAACGAGGAAUUGCGCAUGCAGAUCUACACACCCGCAACCUCGCCUUCACCAUCCCUUCGCUGCAAGCCUUGCGAGAGGAAGAUUUCCUCCGCAAACUCGGACGACCCGAAACGGGCACUGUCCAAAGAACAGACGGCCAGCCACUAGGGCCUGGCUUACCUCGAUAUCUCGUCCGACCCACUUCCUACCAUCAAGAUAUUGAGACAUCAUUCGGACCGAUCAAAAUCGUCGACUUUGGCCAAUCUUUCUUACGCAACGAGUCUCCUGACACCCUGCACACUCCCUUCCCCUAUCGUGCCCCGGAAAUCAUCUUCCAAGACAAAGUGGAUUAUCGCGUUGAUCUUUGGAGUAUGGGUUGUCUCUUCUUCGAACUCAUCGUCGGCCAAACUAUCUUCGACAACAUGGUGCCCAAACCCGCCAUGCUCAUCCGCCAAAUGCUCGAGACAGUCAGUGACUAUGAUACAUUACCCGACCGUUGGAAACUCGCGUGUCAAGAUCUCUUGGAUAAUGAACAAAGACCUCCGUCUGACGAGGAAGAUCCCACUUAUACCCUCCACGCAUGGCUCGAAGAAACGUACUAUAACAGUGGCGUCGAGAAGCGAACGGAUUUGAGUCGGGAAGAUAUUUCACGAGUCGGCAUGUUGAUUGGAAGGAUGCUGAGAUUGGAGCCUUUGGCUAGGGAAGAGGCUAAGGAGGUUGUGAGGGAUGAGUGGUUUUGUUAGAGAGGGAGGGUAGUGAGGGAGGGAGAGGAUACAGCGAGGGAAAAGAAAAAAAAAUAGGGGUCUCUACCUUACUUAGGUAAGUUAGGGGGUUAAUGAAUGAAGUGAAUAAAAUGAAAACUACCUACCUAUCUAC